Aspergillus caelatus is the source of this 594-nucleotide messenger RNA. RefSeq names its product S-adenosyl-L-methionine-dependent methyltransferase. NCBI's taxonomy places the organism in Eukaryota, Fungi, Ascomycota, Eurotiomycetes, Eurotiales, Aspergillaceae. The transcript is spliced from 6 exons. Bases 1 to 594 code for a protein of 197 amino acids. The record is from RefSeq and is a predicted model, not a curated record.
AUGGCUGAACAGUUCCAGAUGACGACUGACCGGGAAAUUGAACCAGACCCAAAUGAUGAAGAGGAGCAGGACCGGAUGGACAUACUCCACCAUAUCUAUAACUUGAUUCUUAAUGGGGAAAUCCACAUUGCCCCGAUCAAAGACCCACAAAGAGUCUUGGAUAUUGGCACGGGCACAGGAAUCUGGGCUGUCGAUUUUGCGGAGGUUCCUCCAAACUGUCAAUUUGAAAUCGAUGCCUUCUCUCAUCUGCGUCCAGGUGGAUUUUUCGAAAUACAAAGCUUUACUGUCGAUAUUUUUUCCGAUGACGGUUCGAUCGAAAAAGCACCUUAUACAAAACAGAUUGUGAAAGCACCUUCGAGUCCAUGGGCCAAGGAUCCGAAGCAAAAGGAGAUUGGCCGAUUUUCCCAGGCUCACCAAGUCCAUAGCAUUCCUGCAUAUACCAAUGUUUUGCUAUCCCGAGUUCUGGGUUGGAACAAAACGGAGAUUGAUAUCCUAAAUAUGCACGUGCUGCGGGAGUCAAAAAGUCUGGAAGUGCACCAGUAUGGGAAAUUGUAUCUUAUAUACGGGAGAAAACUAGGAAAUAAGGAUAGAUAA